Molecule: messenger RNA, 625 nt
Organism: Danio rerio (zebrafish)
Lineage: Eukaryota; Metazoa; Chordata; Actinopteri; Cypriniformes; Danionidae
Gene: crygm2d10
Product: crystallin, gamma M2d10
Source: RefSeq, marked provisional
AACAAGCAGAAUCAGCUUCAGCUUUCCCUUUUGGAAACACUGAGCAUCAGCCAGCGCAACCAUGAAGGUCACUUUCUUUGAGGACAGGAACUUCCAGGGUCGCUCUUAUGACUGUAUGGGUGACUGUGCUGACAUGCACUCCUACAUGAGCCGCUGUCACUCUUGCAGAGUGGAGAGCGGCUGCUGGAUGAUGUAUGAUCAGCCAAACUACAUGGGAAGUGGAUAUUUCUUCAGGAGGGGAGAGUAUGCUGAUUACAUGUCUAUGUUUGGAAUGAACAACUGCAUCAGGUCCUGCCGUAUGAUCCCCAUGUACAGGGGAUCCUACAGAAUGAGGAUCUACGAGAGGGAGAACUUUGGAGGUCAGAUGUACGAGAUGAUGGAUGACUGUGACAACAUCAUGGACCGUUACCGCAUGUCUCACUGCCAGUCCUGCCAUGUGAUGGACGGCCACUGGCUCUUUUAUGACCAGCCCCACUACAGAGGCAGGAUGUGGCACUUUGGACCUGGACAGUACAGGAACUUCAGCAACUAUGGUGGCAUGAGAUUCAUGAGCAUGAGGCGUAUCAUGGACUCUUGGUACUAAUGAUCUGGAAACUUAAUAAAAUAAAUAUUUUUUUAAAUUAAA